UUCAACUCAUACCACCCGAGUAUCCAAUUCACAUUUGAAGUGGAAACAGACGGUAGGCUCCCAUACUUAGACAUGACUCUAGUUCGGCAAGAAGAUGACACCAUUCGAACCGAGUGGUAUAUGAAAGCCAUCGCAUCGGGUCGUUUGUUGAAUUUCUCAUCUCUCCAUCCUCUCACCCAAAAAAUCAACACCAUCAAAAAUGUCAUCGAUCGGGUAAACCGAUUAUCCACCAACUGGGAUGAAGAGAAAAAGCGAGAAGUCAUCGCUCAAAUUCUGCAAACCAACGACUACCCCCGAAACCUCAUCAAUCGCUUUCUGAACCGAACACACUGGACAUCUACGCACACCAUUACAGCCGACGAUCACACGACCGAAGAACACACGAUUGGACCGCCUCAAGCGAAAAUAUACCGAUCUCUCCCCUACAUCCCGUCACUUACACCAAAAAUCAUCCAGAUACUACGACACGACUAUCCCUCCGUAAUAAUAUGCCCACGGAGCGUGCACACGAUAAGGGAUCUCUACACACGCAUUAAGGACCCGAUACCCAUGGAUCAUCACCAUAACGUGGUGUAUCGAAUACAGUGCGGAAACUGCGACAAAUGCUACAUCGGUAUGACCGGCAACCUGCUGAAGAAGAGAUUGUCGGGCCAUCGGAGCAAUCUCAACCAACUGGAGAACCUAUUAGAGUCAGGCCGUACAUAUGCAGAUGAACCAGUGAGAGCACUCAGAGAAAAAACAGCUCUCUUGGCCCACUGCAUCGACCACGACCAUAGGUUCAUCUACGAGACAACACGAAUAGUCGAUCGGACGUACAAGAGAAACAUUCUCCCGAUUCUAGAGAUGAUACACAUAAGCAACGACAACGAUUCCAUCAACAAACGAACAGAUACAGAUAGACUUAGCAGUACGCUCUCUGGACUAAUACACAGAAUUAACACAGUCAUGACAAAAAACACUAAUGGACAAAAUAACAGAAACACCAACCACCCAUCCGACCCCACCUAAACCAUAACACAGAUCAGUUACCAAACAGUCUACCGAAGCAGUGAGUGAACUUGAACUUCAACGUGAUGCGACGAACAAAAAUAGGACAAUUUUAUGUAAAAAUCAAACAGACAAUGACAAAAAACAGAACUCUAGUAAGUAAAUGACACACAAAUAGAAAUGUAAAAUUAAACUUAUUGUAUAAACCAUUUUAGUGAUCCCAAGAAGAAGGCAAAAUACAUUGCGCCGAAACGUCGGAAAAUAGAUAACCUCUGUUUCCUUUUGAUUCGAGGGACUG
Molecule: messenger RNA, 1285 nt
Organism: Aedes albopictus (Asian tiger mosquito)
Lineage: Eukaryota; Metazoa; Arthropoda; Insecta; Diptera; Culicidae
Exons: 2
Coding region: 73-1008 (311 amino acids)
Source: RefSeq, a predicted model, not a curated record